Lineus longissimus is the source of this 1550-nucleotide messenger RNA. Its product is annotated as amiloride-sensitive sodium channel subunit gamma-like. Gene Ontology annotation, molecular function: ligand-gated sodium channel activity. Lineage: Eukaryota; Metazoa; Nemertea; Pilidiophora; Heteronemertea; Lineidae. Gene Ontology annotation, biological process: sodium ion transmembrane transport. Bases 108 to 1469 code for a protein of 453 amino acids. The record is from RefSeq and is a predicted model, not a curated record. The transcript has 2 exons. Gene Ontology annotation, cellular component: plasma membrane.
CACUUGGGUGGAUAGGACCGAAAUCAGGACAGAAGUUGAGAAUUUCGAAAAAUAUUGUGACCAGCUUGGCCGACGGGGGAUAAGGUGACGUCGUUAGAAUCAUCAACAUGUCAACGCCAGAAACAAAUGGAGGGCGACCGUUCGACCCACUUCAUCGUCCAAGGAAUUGUAAAGAACUCCUCAAAAAGUUCUGUAUGCUCAGUUCAGUUCGUGGCGUCCCACGGAUAAUUAAAGCAAGGAAUAGACUGCUGAGGGUCCUUUGGAUUGGCACUGUGGUAAUAUUUCUAUCCGGGACGCUUCUGCAAUUAACUGAUAUCAUUUUCAACUACCUCCAAUUCGAAAAAACUCAGGAGCAGAGAGUAAGUUUACGGACGAGUUCGCGAUUUCCGGAUGUGACAUUGUGUAGUUUGCAACCUUUCCCAGCGGAUCGGUCAGACCAUGGGAAGUUGUAUGGUAAAGUUGAAAGAAUGGUGAGUGAUUAUUUCUUCAAUGUUCGGGAUAAGUUGAACGAAAAAGGCUCUUACCAUGCGAAAUAUGAGGAUAUCGAUCGCGACGAUUUGGACGUGCAUGAAGAUUAUGAAUACAACAAGGAUUUUUACGGGGAUGAGGACGACCCACAUUUCAAGGAAAUGAAGGACCCGGUUUACAAACGACGCAAGCGCGCCGGAAAUAAAAGUAAGAAAUUUUUUAAGAUGAACGAAGACAAUGAUCCGAUUGUUGAUGAAGAGACUUUGGAAGAGAUUAUGAUGACCACGGCAGGUUUUUAUCAGAAUCUGAAUGAUUCGGUCCGUGAUAGUAUAGGAUUGCAUGGACCUGGGUACUUUAUUCAAAGUUGUUCGUACACGCUAAAGGAUGAUGACAAUUUGCGCACGGAGAAUUGUAAGAUAGGUUUACACAGACAUCCGCAGUAUUUCAAUUGUUACACCGCUAAGCUUGCUAGCCGGUCUGGUAUUGUUAUGAAAAUGUCUCUGAGGCUAUUUCUUAAUGACAGUAUCCAGCUGUUUUACCCGGAUAAUUAUAUAACAGACGUCGACUCGCAGUUGCACGGUGUCAAGAUUCUCAUCCACGAGCCAGGUUCGUACCCAGACCUCACCCAGAAAGGGUAUGAUAUUCCGCCGGGAAUGGCCGCAAAAUUCUACUUGUCCACCACGAUCAAGCAGCUGCUCCCCACGCCUUAUGGUGAAUGUUUCGAAGGUACAGCCACCACAAUCGGCGACAACGGUAGGAAGUAUAAAUAUGAACAGCAAACGUGCCUAGAUCAGUGCAUUCAGACUUGGAUUAAUAAGAAGUGUGGAUGUUUUGACCCUUGGUUGAUUGGAAGCAACAAGCCUGAAUACCAGAAUCUACCAUUCUGCGCCAAUCUUAAAGCGAGCCUGGACGUCCUGCGAUGGCGACUUGCCUGGACAAAAUCAAAAUUUCGAGAGAUCACCACCAAGGUAAUUUUAUCAGUGGAGUCGACUUGGAACUAGCCAAAGAAGAUGCUAAGAAGGUUCUCAUGGACACCGAUACAUUUCAGAGGAACUUCGUUUCUGUGAAUGUGGUGAGAAAUU